Messenger RNA from Zasmidium cellare ATCC 36951, 1158 nucleotides. RefSeq lists its product as uncharacterized. The coding region runs from base 1 to 1158 and encodes 385 amino acids. Gene Ontology annotation, molecular function: protein binding; 6-phosphogluconolactonase activity. The record is from RefSeq and is a predicted model, not a curated record. NCBI's taxonomy places the organism in Eukaryota, Fungi, Ascomycota, Dothideomycetes, Mycosphaerellales, Mycosphaerellaceae. The transcript has a single exon.
AUGGACUUCAUCGUCGGCUCCUUCAACCACCCAAGUCUCUACCUCUGCCAGUUCCAUCCCGCAACAUCCAACACCGAAGCAUCUGUCAAGAUCGUGCGCGAGCACCCGGCCAUUGGCGGCCAUUCCUGGCUCUCCUUCUCGAAAGACAAAAAGUACCUCUACUGCACGGCCUGGCUGGAGAAACCUUCGAUUGCUGCUUAUGCCGUCCGUUCUGGAGGUCGAGAUGUUCAAUUCCUCAAUGCUAAGCCCGUCAAGUCGCUCUCUGGAUAUGUGUGCAGUAACGAGACACACGUCUUCAGCGCAGGCGGCCCUUCAGGCGAGGUCUUCAGACUGGAAGCAGAUGGCUCGAUUGGCAAGCUCGUCCAGGAACUUGACUUCGUGACAGGGCAAGGAGAGAACCAAAGCGAGCAACGUGGCAAGGUAGCCCAUGGUGACUUUGGCGGCCUGAGGCAUGGAGCGCACAGCGUUGAUCUCAGUCCGGACGGAAAAUACCUCUACGUGGCGGACAUCGGGAGGAAUUGUAUCUGGACUUAUAAAGUCACUCACAGCAAAAGAGGUAUAGACGAUCCUCCCCUGCAGCUCGGAACAAAGCAUGUCUCGCCCAGGAGCCAUGAUGGACCAAGACAUACCUGGCCGCAUCCGAACGGCAAAGUAUUGUACAGUCUGCAGGAGCAUAGCAGUAUGGUCGACGUUUUCGCCAUCGCAGAGGAUGGCGUGACGUUGGAGCAUAAGCAAGCAUGCAGUGUGCUUCCACCUGGAAAAGACUGUAAGAAGUACUGGGCUGAUGAGGUUCGAUACUCGACUGGGCCAGAUCCGUCGAAGCCAAGAUAUCUCUAUGCUUCGAACAGAGGCCUGGAUGCGGAGACGUUGGGGUUCGUUGGCGCGUACAAGUUGAAAGAAGAUGGAUUCCUGGAGGAAGAGGAGCCAAUCGAUCUUUACGAGACGCCAACCAGCGGAGGAUUGGCGAAUGCAAUUGAGCCUGCCCCGUGGAAGCAGGAGCACGGCGAUAUUGAAUAUCUUGCCAUGACCGAUAGCCAAGAGUCGAGAUUGGCAGUCCUGAGCUUUGACGGCAAGAAGAUCAAGGAAGCCGCGCAUGCGACUGCUGGAAAGACAGAAGAUGGCAAGACGAUUGGACUGGCGACUGCGGUGUGGUUUUAG